Molecule: messenger RNA, 1338 nt
Organism: Auanema sp. JU1783
Lineage: Eukaryota; Metazoa; Nematoda; Chromadorea; Rhabditida; Rhabditidae
Source: the annotation of a GenBank genome assembly
AUGCCAAAAGUUGUUAUUGCUGGAGCGGGAUUAGUUGGUGCACUGAAUGCCUGUUACUUUGCCAAACGUGGUUGGACUGUCGAAGUUUAUGAAUAUCGUAAAGAUAUUCGUAAAACCGAACAUGUCGUUGGAAGAAGUAUCAACUUGGCUUUGAGCCAUCGUGGCAAAACAGCCUUGGAGCAAGUCGGUUUGAAACAGUACAUAGUGGAUCAAGGUGUUCCUCUAUAUGAUCGUUUAGUUCAUGACAAAAAUGGAAAAACUUUUUCAAGGCAACCGUAUGGACAACCGGGAGAACAUAUCGUUUCUAUCAAUCGAAGACACCUCAACGAAGUUAUGAUAACUCAAGCUGAAAAAUGCGGGAAUGUUAGAUUUUUUUUCGAACACAAAGUGAAACGUAUUAAUAUUGAGCUAAAUGAGUUAACAGUACAAAGUGGCGAGGUUGAACUCAUAGUAUCGGCUGAUUUGAUUGUGGGUUGCGAUGGAGCUUACUCGGCAGUGCGAAGAAGUUUAUCUACACUUCCAAAAUUCAACUACUCACAAGAAUAUAUUGAGCACGGAUAUGUCGAAUUGAAUAUUUUGCCAAAAAAUGACAAAUUUGUCUUUGAGCCUAAUGUUUUCCAUCUUUGGCCUCGAGGACAUUUCACUCUCAUCGCAUUAGCAAACACAGAUAAAACUUUCACUGUAACCAUCUUUGCUCCAUAUGCAGAAUUUGAAAAACACAUGUCGACGUCACAGGAUGUCGAAAAAUUCUUCAAAGAUAACUUCUGCGAUGCUUAUGAAGUGUUAGGAAGAGAGCAUUUGCUGGAUGUUUUCAAUCGUGUUAAACCUCAAUCUCUAAUUUCAAUCAAAUGCUCUCCACAUCAUUUUGGUAAAGGAAUUCUCAUAAUGGGUGAUGCUGCUCACGCCAUGGUUCCUUUCUACGGACAAGGCAUGAAUUGUGGUUUCGAAGACUGCUUGGUAUUGAGUCAGGUGUUGGAUGACUGUAAGGACAACAUAGCCGAAGCCGUUGAGUUAUACAGUAAGCGGCGUGUCAGAGAUGCUCACACAAUUAAUGAUCUGGCUAUGUAUAACUACGAAGAAUUGAAAGAUCUAGUGAACCACAAAUCCUACAAAUUACGUAAGAAACUGGACUUAUUCUUAAAUAAGUGGCUUCCAAACACUUGGGUACCCCUCUAUUCUAUGGUAACUUUCACGCGUAUACCGUACUCCCAAGUAGUUGAAGAUCGUAAGUGGCAAGAUAAGAUUUUGAGCAGAUUUUCAAAUGUUGCUCUGUUAAGCAUCGGUGGAGCUGGUAUUGGAUUGUUCUAUCUUUACAAGAGUGGUAAGCUCUCUCAGUAA